AUGAAACCUGCUUUGGUCUUCUUGAUUCUUGCAUAUGUCGCAGCAGACAGACAUCAACGACAUCGAAAUUGUGGUUUGCCAACAUUCACAAGUCGUCUACCGAAAAAUGCACAAGAACAAAUUCUCAAGAUUUGGGAGAAUUACGAAGAUGGCGAUGAUUGUGACAAAGAGUAUCGAGAAACCAAGCAAGUGCAGGAAAUGGACCUGAUUGAGACAGAUAAAAAUUUUGCUAUGAUGGAAGCCGUUUUCGAAUCAGAGGAGAACCUAAGAAGAGGAAAGACGACCAAGCGGUAUGGGACUGUCGAUGCAUUGCCUGAAGACGUACGUUCACGUGCUAUCCGAUCAAAAGGUCCACGAUUUCUCAAAAACGUUUCCAGUGAUGCCCGCGCACAAUUCGACGCUCUAUGGAAGAACUACACCAUUUCAAAGGAUGACAAAAUGGAGAAACUGAAAGAGCUUGCCGAAAGGUUACUAAAAAAGGACCAGUUGGAGGAGUUCAACAAAUUCUACGCAGCAAUGCAGCGUCGAAAGGAAGAAUUUCAGAGAAAGGUAGAUCAGCUUACACCAGAAGCUCGAGCUGCACACGACAAACUCGUCAAACUUAGAGAGGAGAGGAAUAAAAUCUUCAUGGAAGCUAGCGAGGGCGUGAGAACCGAACUGAACAAUCUCUACCACGAUGCUCGUAGACGACACGACCAAGAAAGACGAAAGACCACUGGAGUUGCUAACAGUGAAUAG
Messenger RNA from Angiostrongylus costaricensis, 738 nucleotides. The record is from the annotation of a GenBank genome assembly. NCBI's taxonomy places the organism in Eukaryota, Metazoa, Nematoda, Chromadorea, Rhabditida, Metastrongylidae.